AGAAAAAAGGAGGUGAACAUCACUGAUUAUAUCAUGGCAUAAUGUUAGUCACCUCUAUGCUCUACAUAAAUGAUUACACUAAGUUGUCUAUGAUUCUACAACAUGGAUGGCUUAGAAGCUCAACGACCUCCAUCAGGCCGUUCUAGAGAUCGUGCAAGAGGUGUUGUGACUCAGAUAACCAAUGAGGAACAUUUAGUUAACCAAAAAAUGGAAAUGGCUAUCAAUUCAAUACAAAUGCUCAAUAAUACAGAAAUAUCAUUGAUUCUAAAGAAGCUGCAAGAGGAUGUUUUGARAAACUACUUUACAGCAAAAACCCCCUUACAGUGUCAAAGAUAUGGUGAUUACUUGGCUGACAUAGGUGCAGCAAUUCAACUAAAGAAACUUAUUGAAUAUUUAAAUAACAAAGGAAAGUAUACAAAGGAAUGGUGGGAUGGAGUGAAUAUCAUUCGAACCAUUUUAUGCAAUUAUUCAAACUGUAGCAUGAAAAUGGCAAAAGAGAUUGGGAAAAGUGGAAUACUGGAAAUGCUGGUCACGGAGAUGAAGAGUUUUGGUCUUACAGCACUAAAAGACCAGAAAUUGAAAAUUCUUCUUACAUAUGCAAUAGACAUAUUGCACAACUGCGCCAAAGCAACAGAGAAUCGUCAGGUAUUAUGUGAUAUCAAAGCAGCUCAGGCUUCAGAGCCUUUUCUUCAUGCAGAACAGUCAGAAGUGGUUAUGACGUGUCUAUUCACAAUUGCUUACAUUGUCGAUGAAAGCCAGACUCAUCUAUUACAAACAGACAUGAAGACGAUUGCUAAGUUAAUUGAGGUCCUAAAUGAUCGUAUUAGCGAUUCUGAAAUUCUAUCAGAAAGUGCAUCCUGGUCAGUGUUUGAAGUCAUAAAGGGUAUUGCUGUUAUAUCCAGACAUAAGGAGAAUGCCGAUAGUCUUAUUACAUUAGGUGCUAUCCCUCUGCUUAUGGAAGUAAUCAAUUACUACGAAUGUCAAUCAAUGGAAUCAGAGUGUGCCCUUAAUGCAUUAUGGGAACUCUCUAAGACAGACUCUUGUAGAACGAUGAUGCAGGGUUAUUCACAGUUGAUAGAAACUCUUGAAAGUCUGGGUGGCAGCUCAGACAAGUAUAUAGGCGCUGCAGCAAAAAGGGUGUUAUUGAGAAUUACGUAUGGCCCCACGCAAGGCCUUCAAAGGAAUUAUUGUGAAUAUCAACAAGCUUGUGCUGCAUUCCUGGUAGAACUGGAAGUUCCUGAUGAGUUAUUUGAACCUAAAUACAACAAAUGCUACUGCACAGAAUGUCACGCAUCACGCAACGAGGAACUUUAUGGAGUGCAAGGCGACCCUGCUAAACAGUACGCUAUACCAGAAGGAUGGAGUCGCUUUGGCCUCAAAGUUGCGCCUCAGGCGAUGGCACAUAAAGCUGACACCGACUGGCACGUCGCUUACCAUGGUACACAUCCAAAUAGGGUGAAACAAAUUCUCGAGUGUGGACAACUUCUGAUUCCAGGUGACACGGCUCGUGGAGGGACAAAACUUUCCGAAAUGGAUGGUCACUUCAAUGAUAAUUGGAAACCCGAAGGAUUUAAUACUAAACAGGUUUUCGUAUCACCAAGUAUAAGAUAUUCCGGAAUGGAUGUCUACGCUCUUCCUAACAGGUUCGAGGAUUCUCUAACCAAGAAGACAUACAAAGCCAAGGUUGUUUUUCAAUUGUGGAUCGAACCUGACAGCUACGAGGUUGGUCGACAGACCGUCGGUGCUGAAAACGAGAUUGACCCGAAAUUCAGCAAUCAGGAGAUAGAAUGGUCAACGGUUCAGCGAGGGGCCAUUCAUCUUUAUGGUCUUCUUAUACGUCUUGAAGAAUAGACCCCUUGCAUGCGACUUCAAAGCAGCUUAAUUUGGAGGACAAAACAAAAUAAUUUCAAUCUCAUGAGAAUUGUAAACCUAUUGUUGUCCUCCAAAUUGAGCUGUAUUCCGACGUGCUACAAGAGGUCUUUUAAUGCGUUGCGAGCAUUCCCAAGAGGGUCAAAAGACAGAAACAUGGCGGCCAUUUUGGUGCCGUUAACAAUGGAUGCUAAAAAAAUAUCUUAUUAAAUGGCUCCAACUCUCCCCGAAAGGCUGCGAUGACGUAACGUGCAAUCGGAAGAUAUGGAAGAUGUUUUGAUAGCUUAGUAUUAUCUGAACAACUCAAAAUAACAGAGAAACAUUCUUAGGACAUCAACAGGAAAGAAUAUAAUGGACCUAAUCCACCUAGGCAUAAUAUUUUCACAUUUCAUGAGAAAAUUUCUCUUGAGAAUAGUAUUAUUCAUUUGAGUUGUAUCAUAUACAUGUGUCUUCUGAAAUAGGAAAACACAGGAUUAGGCCUAUUCAAAAUAAGCUUUUUUAUGGCACAGAAGCUGUACAGAAUUGACAUUACUGAUCUUUGAGCAAAACACCCAUUACACAAACUUACAUCCAAUCAGAGGUUCAGAGGUUCAUCGGGCAGUGCACCUCUUAAUUUCAAUUUUUUAUACAUGAAUAAAUGUGUCUUUUUUGAUUAUCAAUCAUUCUCUUUUCUUUUUUCUCCUUUUGAGCGCUUUUUUUUUUUUGAUAGAAAAGUGGUCGAUAAUUUAAGCCAUGAAUAAAACACUGUGUGACUUGUA
This is a messenger RNA of Actinia tenebrosa (Australian red waratah sea anemone), 2627 nucleotides long. RefSeq lists its product as uncharacterized. The record is from RefSeq and is a predicted model, not a curated record. NCBI's taxonomy places the organism in Eukaryota, Metazoa, Cnidaria, Anthozoa, Actiniaria, Actiniidae.